Prorocentrum cordatum is the source of this 6684-nucleotide messenger RNA. Lineage: Eukaryota; Dinophyceae; Prorocentrales; Prorocentraceae. The record is from the annotation of a GenBank genome assembly.
AUGCCCGCCGCGGCUAAGAGCUGCGAGGCAUUAGGUCGCAGGAACGCAGCAGCUUGGGAGACGGCUGCGGUCGGCUGGAGAGCCCUCGGCGCCUCCCUGGCUGGCGCGCAGGGGUCCGCAGGGCCGCCGCGCCGCGCUGCGGUCGAGGGGAGACUGGCCGCUGCUCUGCGGAGAGCCGCUCUUCUCGACAGCGAGCUGGCCGCGCGGGAGGCCAGCCAUGUGGCGGCGGUGGCGCAGGCUCUGCAGCUGUCCCGUGGCCGCGGGGCCCGCGACCCCCAGCCCGACGUGCAGCUGCUCGGAGAGAGCACGGCGCGGGUGGCGUUGGCAGUCCCCGUGCUCUUGGAGGUGUUCGCGGCCGUGGCCAUCGGCAAGAGCGCUGACGCCGCCGCAAACGUGAACGCGCAGAGCGGCGAGCAGACGGGCGGGGGCAGCACCGCCGCACAGCAGCCGAGGCGGCUCCUGGAGCCUGGGAGGUGGGAUGGUGCCCGCUGGAGCCAGGACCUCCGGCCUGGAGCCGGGGGGGAGGGGCCUGUCCCCGCGGGCCUCUGGCAAAGGCCACAGGUCGCGGUGCGGGUGCAGUUCGUCGGCGGCGGCCUCGACGAGGUCGGCGCCCAGGACGACCGCGAGAGCGUCGGCGCGCAGGCGACCGUGGGCGUGCAUCUCGAGAAUGAAGAGGGCGAGGAGAUCGUGAUGCAGGAGCAGUCCGUUGACGGCGGCCUCGACGAGGUUGGCACCCAUGGCGACCUCGAGAGCGUCGGCGUCCAGGCGACCGUGGGCGUGCAUCUCGAAAAGGACGAGUACGUGUUGAUCCAGGAGCGGUUCGAUGGCGGCGGCCUUGACCAAAUCGGCAGUCAGGUUGACUUCGAGAGUGUCGGCGUGCAGGCGAACGUCGGUAUUCAUCUCGUGGACACCAGCGAGCAGGUGAUGCUCAUAUCGUCGGGCGAGACGUGCGGGAGCUCGCAGAGCGACCUCUGGCCCGACUGGACGACGCCGGUGGCGCCCUUCGCCCUGGACCCGCACACGCCGUCGGAGGCCAAAUUCCGCGCGGAGUUCCAUUUCGACGGCAUUCGUACGCCAGGAGCGUACAAGCUCUGCUUCUGCUCCCACAUCGAGGGCGACGCGACCUUGAACGACAACGGCAACCUGUGCGUCGACGACGCUGGCAACCCCGACUACAAGCUCUUCAGUCAUCAGGCCGGCACCGUGGUGGUCCAGGGAUCCAUUUCUGGCGUUCGCGCAGUGGAGGACGACGUCCAGGGCAGGGGCCUGCCGGCGACGGUUGACGUCGUGACCGUCGAGGUUGACAUGUUCUACCCCGGGCGAAUGGUCACCUGCGUGGUGACCACCGAGGCGGCGCCGGACGGCUUCACGCCCGAGAUGUCCGUCCUGGAGGACUGCGCCAGGGAUGACCCGAGCGCGACCUUUCCCCGCUGCCACGGCAAAGCGACGACCCCCAGCCAGUUCUCCGGCACGGGAUGGAACCAGGUCCACAUACCGCUCGACCUGGACCCGAGCGGCGUGCCCGCGCCUGGCGACGUCGCGUCGCUGCACGUGUGGUGCUGGGACCCCGGGCUGUGCAGCAACGAUCUCUGCGUGGCCCGGGCCUCGGCCGUGCGGCGGCGCCUCGUCCCGUCGGCCCUGUCCCUGGCCCUCCCUCGCAUCGUGCCACACAGGCACGACGGGGUGUCCAGCCGCAGCCUCGCAGAGGUCCCGGCGAACAACGUGGGCGCGGUCGUGGAGAGGAAGAAUUGGCUCCAGCAGACGGACAACGCGUGGACUGCCGUGGUGCGCCAUCCGCCGCCCUCCUUCCUCGCAGUGCUGGCUCGGAGGCAGCAAAGGCAUGUAACCGUGGCGGCCAGCGUGGGGCCCCGGGCAGUGGGCUCUUACACUCUCGACGUGCGCGCUGCGCGGAGUAAACUGCUGGGCGCAAUCUUCGCGCAAGGGCGCUUUUGCGCCUGGGUGGUGCAGGCCGCGUUCAUGUGCACCCGGAACCCCCCGCCGGCGCAUGUGAACCCGGUUGCGACUCCGUUCACGCUGAGCCUGCCUCUGGCCGAUAACUUCGACAUCUCUCAGCAGUGGGCCCGCGCCAAGAUCGUGGAGAAGGCGCGCUGCGCGGCGUGGGGUGGCGGCAGGGAAGGGCUUACAGACGCAGACAUCGACAAGAUUGCGGGCAGAGUGGCCCAGAUGAUACGGCUGGGCACAGGGGCUGCGCCGGCCACGGCGCCACCCGAGGGCGCGCCCAACCUCCAGGGGCUCGCCGGUCAAGAUCAGAGCGCGGCUCCAUCUCACGAAGCAGGCUGGAGCGUGGUCGACGACCCCUGGACGGAGCAGGAUCCGUGGCGAGAGGAGUGGAGAGCGAAGGAUGCGCGGGCAGAAGAGGACAAGCAAACACCACCAUCCAUGAGGGCAUCAGACACCUGGAAGGAGUGGAGAGACAGACCCGGGCGACAACAGACCUGGGAUCAAGACUACUCGUGGCAGAGCUGGGGUAGUCAAGGCAGCACGUGGCAGCACGACCGCGGCUGGUGGCAGGGCCAGUGGACCCAACCCAGGCCAGCACCAUCCUGGCCAGGCUGGGAGAGAUUCAGGCUGUGGAAGCAGUACGUGCAGCGCUGGAAGAACGGCCUGAACUUGAGCGAGGCUCAGGCAGCAGACAGACUGCUAGAGAUCCUGCCCUGGGAGAUCCGGGCGACCCUCGAGGACGUCCCGGAUAGCGAGCUGACGGUCGAGCUCAUACUGAAGAGGAUGGGCCUCAAGUCCGGCGAGCGCGAGGACGACGACCUCUACCGGACGGGCAGCGAGGCCAUGCAGGACACGGAGAGGAAGAAGGAUGAGGACCUGCACACCUUCGCGGAGCGACGCCGACGUCAAUUCGACAAGGCGAAGAGUAUCGGGAUGGAGAUCCCGCAGAAGAUCCAGGGCAUGCUGCUGAUGCAAGGAGCUCGUCUCAACGAGCAGGGCAGACAGAACCUCAAGAGCCUGACGAAGGGCUCGAUGCUAGGUGAGGACAUCCUCUGGGCGCUGCCCAAGCUGGACACCGGAGGGAAGAUCUGGAGCGACGGCAAACAAUCAUCGCUACUGAGUAUGGGAUCGGAGGAGGCGCUGCCAACUCCCGAGAUCCAGCGGGCAGAGAUCGGGCCGGUCGAGGAGCCGAUCUACGAGUGGUCGUACUGGGCCGACGAGCUGGACUCGGAGGACGAGGUCAUGGUGCUCGUCGAGCUCUCCGAGAAGAGCCUCGCGGAGCCAGAGGUGGUCGAGACCUUGGCACAGAUCGGCAAGACCAAGAAGACGUGGAAGGAGAACCAGCAGCUGAAGACGGCGCUCAAGCGGGAUCGGGGCUUCUGGAAGAAGAAGCGCCGGCUCACUCCAUCACAGCUGAAGUUGAUCACGAAGUGCGGCAACUGUGGAGAAGUAGGGCACUGGCACAAAGAGUGCAAGAAUCCUCAUCGUCCCAGAGAGCGAGAUGGCAAAGGCAAACCUCGGUCUGGAGGGGCCGAGAUCGAGGCCUUCACGUUCGCAGCGAUCGGCGCGGGCGACGACCAGGACUUCAACCUCGACGGCAUCACGGUCCUGGGCAGGGAGGUGCUGGCGACCCUCAGGGAGAUCAUCAGCUCGGAGACUACGGAGCUCUCGCUGCUGAUUCUCGAGGGCGGCCUGAUCAUCGUGGACAGCGGCGCCUCCCAGGCGAUCAUAGGCCGCCGGGCUUUGAAGGAGCUCGAGGGAGAUCUGCAGCAACGAGGCCUGCGGAUCAACUGGAUCGAGAAGAGCGUCCAGACACCUCGGGGUAUCGGCGGAUCGGCCACGCUGGUCGGAGUCGCCGUGGUGCCCAUCUCCAUCGGUGGCAAGAGCGGGACCGUCGAGUUCGUGGUGACGAAGGAGGACCUGCCGCCACUCUUACCAGGCGGGUUUCUCGAGCAGUUCGGCGCAGUGCUGGACUACGAGAAGGACCUUCUCAUUCUGAAGAAGUUGGACUGUGAGACUGAGCUCCACCGGAUCGGGAAGAACCACCGGGGGAUCUACAUCAACGACUGGCGCGGGACGGAGAGCAGCUUCUCUCCCAGCUCGCGCGCCUUGCCAGCCGGCCUCAGCUCGGACGCCUUCCGAGCCCCGCACAACCACCAAGCUCACCGCGAGAUCCGCCUCAAGUCGAUGCGGAGCCGCCCAGACUUGGACAUCUCAGAGAGGGUCAAGAUCCAGUGGAUCAGGCUGCUGCAUGCCGGACUGAUGUGGACACAGACCCUCAUGGACAAGUUCUUUGCUCUGAACAGGCGCGGGAGACUCUUCCCGGGAAAGGAGCUUCGUCGGAGGAUGGUGGAGGACCCCAGGCUGGUGAACGACCUCUACGAGUACCGGGUUCCGAUGACGGCUCCCUUGGCGGACGGGUCGGUGCCUUGGACGCUCUGCGUGCACCGCCCCAGGUGGUUCGUGACCUCCUACAACCAGUACGGGAACUGGGAGCAGUGCAACAAGUGCAAGGUGAGGACGUCCUUUCGAGAGAUCGGGCACCGCGGGGACGGCCACCGACAGAUGACGGCAUCGGAGAUGAGGAAGCUCAAGCAGCAGCUCCCGCGCGACGUCAGGCCCCUGAGCUCGGCAGGCUCGGCGAUGCGGGAUGGCGCAGCUCCGGCUCCGAGUCGACGCGUGGCGUCGGCGCCGAACGACGAGAACACCUGGUCGAGCUUCAACCAGGAGCCUCCGCCACCGUGGGCCUCAGAGAUGGUGCGAGGCCUGUCGGCAGCAGUGGCCGAGGCGAUGACGGCAUCCACGGGGCCGAUGACAGCAGCGAUACGCGAGCAGUCCGUGACGCUCUCGCACAUGGUGGCCACGAUGCAGCAGAUGGCGUCAGAGUCUCCAGCAGCAGGCGGGAGUGCGGACUCCAGCUCGCCGACACCGCCAACCGGUCCGCCACCGACGACCACCGGGGUACUGCCAAACCUCGGGUUCACCAUGGUGGAGGAGGUCCCGGCGGACACCGACAUUUUACACAGAGAGGCCAGCGCUGUUCUGGAGCAGGCCAGGGCCAACGGCCGGUGCUACCGGAUCGAUCAGGAGGCUUUGGAGAAAAGCGAAGGCGGGUCUGCGGGUGCGGGGUCCUACUACGUUGUCCCACUCCAGAGCUACCUGUCUAUCACGACGCUACGCGGCUCCGAGCUACAUCACGACUCCGACGACACGCUAGCUAAUCUAACGGGCCUGGACAACUACACUCACCAGUUCAGGGUUGACCAGAGGAGUAGGAGUCAGAUCCUGCUCCAGCGGACCCUGCAGGAGCUCUCGGACAGGGCGGUGCUGUCUCAGCCGCAGCCAGACGACCUGGAGUUCAAGCGAGCCAGGCUGGAUCCUGACACACUCCGGUCCGCGACCGGAGGGGCUCCUACCGACGAACAGCUCAGGGGUUCUGGCCUACCGACACCCAUGGAGCUCCUGCCAAGGGCCGAGGGUCGGGUUCGCACCCAAAUCCAGGAGUUCGAGAACUGGCGGUCUCAGCAGAGCAGUGCUGCAGUCUCUUCUCAGGCCGGGCCCCUGGAGACGGGGUCGGAGACCCCGAUGGACGAGACCGGCUUCAGUGCUCUCGAGGGCUACUGCGAGGUGCUGGACUCUUGGUUCGAGGACUCCGGCUGGAGCGGGGACGUCGAGACCUACAUGAACGGCCGGAAGGAUCUGAUCUUCGAGUGCUCAGAGGACAGCGCCGGGCAGUGGUCUCUGCUCUCCUCACGCGGUGGGGAGGUCAAGCUCAAGGAUCUCUCGGCCCAGGAGCUCGAGGAUUUCCGACGAUCGGACGAGGCCGAGUGGGGCGUACUCAACAAGCCUAACGUGCUGCGGAUCCUCAGCAAGGUGGCGGGCACGGCUUCCAUACUCGCCAGCAAGCUGGAGCAGGCGGUGGUGGAGGACAUCGUUGUUUUCAAUCGGGCCGUCCAGAUGCUGCGUGACACCGCCUCGCAGUACCUGACCAUCUGGCGCCACGACCUAUCGCAGGUGGUGAGUUUUACUUUGAGCGACGCGGCGGGGAUUGGCACGGACUCACCCAUACAGUGUGCCUGGGCUGUGGGAGUGGCUGACCCUCAGCUGGCCGCCGGACUGACCAGCAAGGUGACGAUGCUUUCCUGGAGAUCCUCCAAGAUGCGUCGAGCUGCCAACUCAUCCCUGGCCGGUGAGGCCAACUCUCUCUGCCAGUCUCUUGGAGAAGCCGACUGGAUCCAGCUGCUACUUCGUGACGCUUGCUUUGGGGACGUUCCUACUGCCGACUGGCGACAGCACGCAGGCCCCUACGUGUCGGUGUUACGUGACAACUGCGAGUUGCACCGACCCUUGCCUGGAGUUCAUGCCACGGACGCCAAGUCCAUCUUCGACUGUCUCUCCAAGAACUGUGCUGGCCGGAAGGAGGACCGCAGGACUUCCGUGGACCUCGCAAUUGCUCGUGACUCUUUCUCCCAGCGGGGCUCGUGCGUGAAGUGGUUUCCUCACCUGCUCAAUCCCACUGAUGUGAUGACCAAGGCUGAUGUGUCCAAGGGGUCCGAUGCCAUGGGUCACAUGAUUCGCCGUGGGACUUUGACGUUGAGUGAUGCUGAGUCGGAGAGGGCUCACCUCUUGGCCGGUGGUGAGAAGGGCCGGCGCAGUCGAGAGGCCAGCCGCCGCUAUCUACAGGAUCGCGAGCGCCGCCUCGAGGAGUCAGGCCGACAGUAA